AUGAAAGACAUACCACGUUCGACUGAUCCUUCGGCGUUAAAACCUCCGGCACCAUCAAUUCGAACAUUCGAAUUAAAAGAAGAAUGUGGCAUCAACAAUUUACCAAAUCAAAUCAUGGCUAAAGCCAUAUCGGAUGGUUUUGUAUUUAAUAUCCUUUGUGUUGGUGAAACAGCUUGUGGAAAGUCGUCCUUACUCGAUAGUUUAUUUAACACACGCUUGGAUUCGACGCCAUCAACACAUGAUAUUCCUCGAGUAUUUCUACGUAAAAAUACUUACGAUCUAUUCGAACGUGAGAUACGGUUAAAGUUAACUGUUGUCGAAACAGCUGGUUUUGGUGAUCAAAUUAACAAAGAUGACUCAUUCAAAGUCAUCGGAGAUUUCAUCGACGCACAAUUUCAGUUGUAUCUCGAUGAAGAAUUGAAAAUCAAACGGAAUUUAUCGAACUAUCAUGAUACACGCAUUCAUGUUUGUUUAUACUUUAUCAAUCCAACAGGCCAUUCAUUGAAAGCGCUGGAUUUAGUGACAAUGAAACAUUUAGAUAGUAAAGUGAACAUCAUUCCGAUCAUCGCAAAAUCGGAUACGAUAUCAAAGAAUGAGUUACAACGCUUUAAGCAAAAUAUUCUCAAUGAGCUGAAUACAGCCGCUGUGAAAAUCUAUCGUUUUCCAACUGAUGACGAAACUUUAGCAGAAGACAAUCUUAAAGCCAAUAAUCUUCUUCCAUUGGCGGUUGUUGGUAGCAAUGAAACAGUCAAAGUUGGAAAUCAAUACGUGCGCGCUCGACAAUAUCCGUGGGGUGUUGUUCAAGUUGAGAAUGAAAAUCAUUGUGAUUUUAAAAAACUACGCGAUAGUCUUAUUGAAAAGAAUAUGUUGGAUUUAAUCGAAACAACACAUUCGAAACAUUAUGAAAUGUUCCGACGUAAUCGUCUUACAGAACUUGGUCUGGCUGAUAAUAUCGACGGAAAACAAAUGUCGAUUAGCGAUACGUUGGACAUGAAACGGAAUGAACUUCGUCAAGAGCUUGAGCAACGUGAACAACAGUUGAAAGAAGCGUUUAUUCAAAAAGUGAAAGAUAAAGAAGCGGAACUGAAAGAAACGGAAAAACAGAUCAACGAACAAUUGACGAACAUCAAGAAACAAUACAAAGAUCAGAAGGAUAAAUGUGAUGAAAAAUGGCGUAUACUCGAACAAGAGCUUCACUUUCUUCUCAGAAUGUACUUUAUUUGUAUCAUGAGCGAAAACAAUGAUGAGAGUGGUGCACCAGCGUGUGUAUUUUUCAAAGCUCCAGCUCGUCGUGGUAAUGCACCAGCAUCAUCCAAGCGUCGUCAACGAUCAUCAUCCAAGUCGUCCGCAUCAUCCUCCUCGUCUGGUGACGAGAGUCAACCAUCAGCAGCAGCACUUCGCACAUCGAAACAAGUUCGUCAAGGUUUAGUUUCGACAACAUCGAGCAAUGUAUCCAGUAAACGUCGUCAACAGGCAGCCAAUAGUGAUGAUGACGAUGCCGGUGAACAUCGUGAACAUACCAACAAGGACAAGAUGUUCGAAGUGAAAUUCAAGUCCGAUCGACAAGCACAGCCACAAGGUCCACGAGAUAUGGGUGCAACUGCAACAGUUGAAAUCGACACAGACACGAAGAAUGAUCAACAAACCAUCUUUGAACGUGCAAAGAAGAUCAACGAAGAACUGAAAGGCAAAGCAGAUGAUAAGAUCUAUCGUGGCAUGAACAAUUAUCAGCAGUUUUAUGAAAAACGUGACACUGUACACGGCAAUGCUAGUAGUGGUCUUGUUCGAAAUAAAGGUCCAAUUCGUGCACCGGCUCAUCUUCGUGUGUCAGUUCGAUGGGAUUAUCAGCCAGAUAUUUGUAAAGAUUACAAGGAGACAGGUUACUGUGGUUUCGGUGACAGUUGCAAGUUCUUGCAUGAUCGCUCGGAUUACAAACAUGGUUGGCAACUCGAACGAGAAUGGAAUGAACAAUCGUAUGGAGCGGUGGAUAACAACAGUCAGCGUUAUUUAGUUGGCGACAAAGCACCCGGUCAAACAAAUCGUUCAGCUGCUUGGUCUGCUUUUGCUUCCGGCAACAAAGAUAGCAAUCAUCACCAUAACCAUGCCAAUCUCGGGUCCGAUGAUGAUGAUGACGAAGAACAGACUGAAGAUGGUUUACCGAUUAAAUGUCCGGUCUGUCGGGAACCAUUCAAAGAACCAAUUGUGACUCGAUGUGGCCAUUAUUUCUGUGAAUCAUGUGCGUUGAGUCAAUUUCGUAUCAAUCCUGCUUGUUCGGUAUGUCAAACACCGACUGGUGGUAUGUUCAUGCCGGCAAAAGAAAUCGUUGCAAAAUUGAAACAACAAAAUCAAUUGAAGGCACAACUGAACAAUCGAACAGCAACACAUGACACUCGUUCAAGCGAUGAUGAUGACGAUGACGACAACAACGAUUGA
Messenger RNA from Adineta ricciae, 2433 nucleotides. Lineage: Eukaryota; Metazoa; Rotifera; Eurotatoria; Adinetida; Adinetidae. The record is from the annotation of a GenBank genome assembly.